AUGAGCACCCCACCCGAGGCCCUGAGCCUCCCCGAGGGCUGGACGCUCACUCCCAUCACCGUGGGCCCCGACAUGCCCUACUCCGCCCACGGGAAGCACGAAAAGUUCUUGCACGCCAUCUGGUCCCUGUUGGGCGUCGGCUGCAAGACCGAGUGCGUGGGCGCGAUCGCCAAGCACCUCGUCCCGGAGGAGGUCCAGCUCCCCGGCGAAAGCCGGGUGGCCGAGUGCCUGGGGGUGCUGGUCUGGUUCGGGCUGCCGGCGGUGCACCGGGCCUUCGAGACAUCGAAACCCGCGUACGGCGUCAUCCGCACCGGGAACGAGAUCCGGCUGUACCGCGAGGUGGCCGGCGAGGUGCCCCCGCUGCCACCCCUCGACGAUCCCCAUUUCCCCUCCAAGCAAGAGCCUCCGCGCACCAUCUACCAGUACGAGUUCCACGGCCGCAAGGCCUUCGACUGGAUCGCGGACAAGCCGCGCAUCAGCCAGUGGGCCCAGAUGGUCGAGAACGAUCCGUCCUUUGCGACGACCGAUGUCGACGUGGUGCUCAACGGCGCCAAAGUGCCUAGGGGGGAGCUACCGCUGCCUCUCCCUCAGGCCGAUGACCUUAGUGCCAUUUACUAUGGGGGCUAUGGUUCAGAUAUCCGGGAGAGGAUGAAGGAGUUGUGCAAGCGUAGGGCUGCAAUGAAAGCUGCGGCUGCUGCUGCGGCUGCUGCGGCUGGUUUUGAUGGUGCUGGUUCUAAUGGGGCUGGUGCCAAUGGGGCUGGUGCUAAGGAAGCCGAUGUCAGCUUUAGAAGCAAGUCUAUGUAA
Messenger RNA from Aspergillus aculeatus ATCC 16872, 804 nucleotides. RefSeq lists its product as uncharacterized. The record is from RefSeq and is a predicted model, not a curated record. The transcript has a single exon. The coding region runs from base 1 to 804 and encodes 267 amino acids. Lineage: Eukaryota; Fungi; Ascomycota; Eurotiomycetes; Eurotiales; Aspergillaceae.